Messenger RNA from Oncorhynchus masou masou (cherry salmon), 1447 nucleotides. Its product is annotated as G patch domain and ankyrin repeat-containing protein 1-like. Lineage: Eukaryota; Metazoa; Chordata; Actinopteri; Salmoniformes; Salmonidae. Gene Ontology annotation, molecular function: nucleic acid binding; protein binding. The record is from RefSeq and is a predicted model, not a curated record.
GGACAUGACGUCGCAAACCAACAACAACAAAGAUGGAGGCACGUUACCUCGGGUGACUGUCACGUUACUAGUCUGUCGAGCGGUCAGCUCGCUAUUCCAGCGCCGCCGACCAACCGGUCCCAGACAUGAGCUCUCUAAGCUACUUCACUCCGGCCCGAGAAGAAGAGCUGCUGUGGUCGGGAAACGCAGGCGCAGCCACCGGACCUCAACCCAGCACCCUCGGAGGAGAGGAGGCACGGCGCUUCUAUCAAAGCCUCAUAGAAGAAGGGGAUGGAGAGGAGAGACGAGGAAUGGAGCAGAGGGGGAGAGAGAACCGCAGGGGGAGAAGAGCAGGGCAGCACGUCCAGGCUAGCAGGCAGCAGGCUAACACCACCAGUACUACCACAGAACUGGAGGGGCUAAGACUGCUGCGUUGUGCCCAGGAAGGAGACCUGUCUGGGGUGAGAGGCCUGCUGUCCCGGGGGGUGGAUGUCAACUUCCAGGACAGCUGGUGGUGGACAGGUGUGAUGUGUGCAGCGGCGGCAGGGCAGCGGAGUGUCGUUAGUCUCCUCCUCCAGCAGGGGGCGGCAUGGGUGGGCGUGGUCAACAAUCCUAACCUGAUCAGGUGGUCAGUUGUUCGGGUGGUGAAUAUAGGGAGCCUAUUACAGGGGGUCCUAGAGGAACGGGACCACCAGGUCCCAGCUGGGAGACAGAGGGGUCAACACAACCAUUACAGGAGAGAGACGCAGGACCACCAGGACCACAGUUCUCCCCCAGCGGUAGCAGCAGUCCAGUCUCAUCAGAACCAGUCCACCCAGAAUCAGACCCAGUGGUGUCCAGUCUGCAGUGUCCACUACUCCUCUCCUCCGGAGACACACCUCUCCUCCACCCUCCACCUGUUCUCUCUCUCACGCCCUGCGCCCCCUCCCCACUACUGCCUCCCCCCCUCCACCCCCGCCUACCAGAUGAUGCUGCGCUCCGGGUGGACCCCUGGAGGGGGGCUGGGGCCCGAAGGGGAGGGUCAUAAACAGCCGGUCCGGACCGUCCUGAAGAGGGACAGUAGAGGCCUGGGGUACGGACCCACACCCCGACCCAAGGUCACACACUUCCAACCCAAAGACCCGAAGGCAGUCAGACGGACGGGGAAGGAGGGUCGGGGGGAGAGGGGGAGGAGGGGGAUGAAGGAGGAGAGCAGGAGGGAGGAGGAGAAGGACAGGAACUGGGAGAGAGACUUCCGCUCUUCCUUUAACACCUUUGACCCCUGACCUCUAAAUGCUGACCCAGGGACACCUGUUAUAGUCAGUUUCUCUCUAGUGUACACUCUCUCUCUCUCUCUCUAUCUAGUGUACACUCUCUCUCUAUCUAGUGUACACACUAUGUGCUCUCUCUCUCACUCUCAAAGGGUCUGAAUACUUAUGUAAAUAAGGUAUUUCAAUUUUUUUAUUUGUAAUAAAUUUGCAAGCAUUUC